ACUUGUCGCAGCAUUCGUGGUUCCUAAAUAUCGUCAUUUGCCCUGUACUUUGCGCUGGCUAAUGGCCUCGGUUAGAGGUCCUUGUCCUUAGCCCUUGUUGUAAUUCUAAAAUGAAUGCACCUUGCUGUUUUGAGCCAACUCACCCCUGUCGUCAGCUCUGCUCUAUCGAAAACAACUGGGUCUUAGGUGGAGCACGAUGUUUCGCAAUGGCUUCGGCAGAGAUCCGAACAUUUGCAUCCAAUCCACCGGGGCGAACUCUGGUGUCUGAAGAACUUUGCAACUCUACAACAACACAUUUGCGAACAUGGACAGUGUCUGAGUCUUUUCAACAAACUCCGCAGGUUGUGCGAGUAUCUAGCAACCAGAUCGUCGGGAUGGUGGCGCGCUGCAGGGUCCCGCAGUCCCCUGCAUUUAUUGCGACCAGGGUACGCUGCGGAAUUGCAAGACAAGCUGCAUUCGCAAUCAGCCUGAAGCAGCGACCCCAGGAGCCAAUGCGGCUCUCAACGAAACGCUUGUUUACAUCUUAUAUCACUCAACCAAUUCCACGAGACUUGCCUCGACAGAUCUCUGCUUCCGCAAUAACAGACCCGGGCUAUAGCAGCAGGUGUAUGGCGACAGCAGCAUCGUCUGGCAUCGGUAAACCCGAGGUCAAGGAUAUCACCAUGAGCAGCAUCCGGCCGAAGGAGAAGAUCCGUCUUGAGGGAGUUGAGCAAACACUCCUCCCGAUGGUUUUGUUCAAGAUUCGGGAUGCUCAAAAUCCUAAGCCAAUUCUCGGAGACCCUUUCGCCAAGCAACUCCUUGACUGUUGCGACAUUGAUCUCGAGGCUUCGCACUUCAGUGCCACCACGGAUGACCGCUACGUGACGUGGAUCGCCAACCGUGCCAGGCGUUUCGAUCUAUGGGGUCAAGAGUUUCUAAACUCGACCAAGGAGCCCGUGACGGUGCUGCAUCUGGGCUGUGGGUUGGACUGCCGAUAUUUUCGGCUAGAAAGGCGACCGGAAUCAGAUGUGAGAUGGAUCGACCUCGAUCAACUCAUGGUGGUAGAUCUCCGCAAUCGACUCAUACCGGGUCCAGUGGAAGGUGACUAUGCUCUCCGGACACUAGACGUCACCAACGAAGGGUGGUUCAGAGAUGUGCCGGCGGACCGACCCACGAUCAUCAUCGCCGAAGGACUGAUGCCGUAUCUGGUGCCUGAGGAAGGUCAGAAGCUCAUAAGAGAUAUGGUUGAAUACUUCGGUGGGGGUGUGGCAGACAACGGACACAAAUGCCAGAUAGUUUUCGACACGUUGGGAAGUUUGUCGGUAAAGCUUACGAGUUAUGUCAAGGCCCUCAGAACCAGCAGAGCACAGUUCAGAUGGGGUGUGGACGAACCAGAGCAACUUCUGUUGAUUCAUCCACAGCUCAAGCUGAGAGAUCGGAUAUUAUGGCGUGAGUACAUGGACAGCCAUCCACCAUUCUUCGGCAAGUAUGGCACAAUAGCGGCGUCGGUGUUGCCCUCAUUUGACAAGAACAUCCAGUUCUGGAGAUUCGAUUUUUGAUAUUAGGAGCGCGAAAAGCCUUUGCGUUGUCCACUUUUUAGUAAAGAGCUCUAUUCUCAAUGCAAC
Truncatella angustata is the source of this 1604-nucleotide messenger RNA. RefSeq names its product S-adenosyl-L-methionine-dependent methyltransferase. NCBI's taxonomy places the organism in Eukaryota, Fungi, Ascomycota, Sordariomycetes, Amphisphaeriales, Sporocadaceae. Gene Ontology annotation, molecular function: methyltransferase activity. The transcript has a single exon. The record is from RefSeq and is a predicted model, not a curated record. Bases 111 to 1538 code for a protein of 475 amino acids. Gene Ontology annotation, biological process: methylation.